Molecule: messenger RNA, 591 nt
Organism: Jatropha curcas
Lineage: Eukaryota; Viridiplantae; Streptophyta; Magnoliopsida; Malpighiales; Euphorbiaceae
Source: RefSeq, a predicted model, not a curated record
AUGGAUCCAAUGAAGUACUUAUAUGGAACACUAAUGCUAGUGGGGAAAUUAGCAAGAUGGUUAAUCUUGUUAUCUGAAUUUGACAUUGAGUAUGCUACAAAGAAGACUGUCAAAGGAAUAGCAGUUGCAAAUUUUCUAGCAGCACAUCCAGUUGAAGAUGAUGAACCAUGGGAAAUUGAUUUUGCUUAUGAACAUUUGAACUUAAUAGAGAAGAAAGAAUGGAAGCUCUACUUUAAUUGGUCAGCUUACGGUAAAGGAGCAGGAGUAGGCGCCUUGUUAAAUCUCCACAUGGAAGUAAAGGAAGAUAGGCUGAAGCCAUACAUUGACUAUCUACAUGUUGUUGGUCAGAACUUCACAAAAGUAACCUUCGCGCACACUAGCAGAGUGAAUAAUAGAGUUCCAGAUAGUUUGGCAAAUUUAGCAUCAACUUGGGAAGAAAUAUCGUCUAUGCCCAAGAAGCCUUUCAUAAUGUCUUCGGGUAGCAUCCUGAGUUAUGAAGGAGAUCAGAUUGUGGAUUUUGAGGAAGAUGAUCAACCAUGGUUUAUCCCGAUUCAACUACUAGAGAUGACAAACGAGCUUUGCAACACUUGA